UUAUAAUUAUAUUGUCGAAUAAAUUAAAUAUUAUAUAAUGUGCAUCAAAUAUGUUGAUUGUAUGGGAUUAAGAACGAUUAAAAAUUCACAUAGUUGUUGGGCAAAGACAAACGAACACAGCUGGUGAUAUCUUUGAAGCAACUGAAAGAAAAUCAUGUGUCUUAGUCAUGUUCUUUCGACUUGUUUAUCUGUCCUAUCUUAUCCUCACUUAAACUCUAUAAUACAUGAUACCAUCAACUAUAGAUUUUCAGUAUCUGCUGAUAGUAUCGGAAUAACGCAGCCUUUAUCGUCCGAUCUGUACACAAGGAUGCCCUACAACUGAAUAUCUGUUAUUUAGUUUAUUCAACGGUAUAUUAUUAAGCGAAAAACUAAAGAUUAAAUAUUAUAAUUGUUGGCUAAUCAAAUUAUACUUAUCAAAAAUUAUAAUUACAUGUAUGAGUAAAAACGAAAACAUUUUGAGCAAUUUUUACUUUUUACGUAAACUAGAAAAAUUUAAUGACACAUAUUUCCGAUAUACUUAUUAUUUAAACUGUUUUCUUCCGUAACUUCUCUUCUCCGUUUUAUAUUAAAAAAAUAUAAAAACAAUAGUAUUUUCAAUCGUUAAAAAUUAAAUCGCUCCGGAAUUGAUUUUCGACCGAUUAAGUUUAAAUUCCCCAUUCACUAACUCCACCUGGAUUGUACGAAGGAACUAAAAUAAAAUAGACAUGUCUCCCACGUGUUUUCUAGUUGAAUCAGAAAGUCAAAGUUUGUUUAAGGCAGUUUAAUAUUCCAUGUCUUCUGAUUGAUUUCGUCUAUCCAACAAACAAGGUAAAUUAAUUUUUGACGCUUCUGAAAAUGACGCCAGAUUCGUGGGUGAAAGCGAUUGAGAACGCCCAGAAAACUGCCAGUAUUGAAGAAAAUGGGAAAGAAAUGGUUGAAGAGUAUUCUACAGAAACGAAUGUGGUUUUACGAAGAGCAUGGAAAGAGAAAAAUAAGUUUGGCAAAAAUAUAGGUUGGGUUAUUGAAGUUGGAGUAAACGGAUAUAAACCAAAUAAUAUUGAACUAUAUGGAAUACAAGAAAGUUCAAACAUGCCAUAUGUUACAAGAAGAAUUACAAAACUAUCAUUGGAAUGGAAUAUUAAUAACUUGCCAUACCCUCAAAAUGUAUAUUCUGUCACCGCAGGACAAGAUGGCAGUAUAACUGUACGUACAAGUAAUAAAAAGUAUUUUAAAAAAAUACAGGUUCCAGAUCUUGAACGGAUCGGGUUAAAGCCAGAGCAAGAACGAAUAUCAUUUCAGCAUCGAUUCAACACAUUAAUUAUAACCUAUAAAAAACCACCUGAACUUAUUGACGUGGAGAAGAAAAUACUAAAUAUGGUUCUACAGCUGGAAACAGAUAAUUCGCAAUGUCCAGUUAGUUAAUAUAACUGAAUUUAAGUAUUGUUUGUACUUUAUUUAAGAUAUUUACAAUUAAAAGUUAGUUAUAUAUUGAUUUUUACUUUCUUAACUUA
Pseudomyrmex gracilis is the source of this 1490-nucleotide messenger RNA. Its product is annotated as protein DPCD. The record is from RefSeq and is a predicted model, not a curated record. The coding region runs from base 835 to 1401 and encodes 188 amino acids. The transcript is spliced from 4 exons. NCBI's taxonomy places the organism in Eukaryota, Metazoa, Arthropoda, Insecta, Hymenoptera, Formicidae.